UAAAGUUUCAUACUUUUUUCUUUAUCAGAACUUUGAUAACUCUAGGAAGCAUGUACAGUUCUCGAUCUUAAUUGCCACUAGCUCUUGACUUCGGUCAUAGUCAGUAUCGUGCUAGCCCUCGUUCGAACCACAUUUAGACCACUUGUCUGCAAAGAGAUUCAAUUGAGAAUUUAAAAUGGCUACAGUGAUACCCGACAAGAAUGAUGUUCGAGUUAAGGCUCUCCAAACAUUUGCUAAGGAAUUUGGAGAAGAUGCAACUGUAUGCGUCUGUGCACCUGGUCGGGUUAACUUAAUCGGAGAACACACGGAUUACAAUGAAGGCUUCGUUUUACCAAUGGCCCUUCCAAUGAUCACUGUGAUUGCUGCAAGGCCUAAUCAAUCCCCAAAGUGCGUUCUUAUCACGAUGAGCGAUGCGAUCGGUACUAUCAGCCGGACAGAAUUUGAUAUAAGUAAUAGGGAUGCUCUCAAACCUGGAGAACCAAAAUGGGCAAAUUAUAUUAAAGGGCCGAUUGCAAACUUCACAUGCACUCUACCCGGGUUCGAUGCAGUAAUUAUAUCCAGCGUACCAGUCGGUGCUGGGUUGAGUAGCUCGGCAGCUCUAGAGGUUGCGACAUAUACGUUAUUGGAGGCUCUCAGUGGCUGUCGAACUGUCAAAUUAAGCGACAAGGCAGCGGCGUGCCAACGAGCGGAGCAUGAAUUUGCUGGCGUACCAUGUGGGAUAAUGGAUCAAUUUAUAUCUGUGAUGGGUCAGGAAGGUCACGCGCUGCUUCUCGAUUGCAGAGAUCUGAGUACCAAGCUUAUUCCAAUGGUGCAAAAUGACUACGUCUUUUUAAUAACAAACUCAAACGCCCCGCACAAGCUUUCCACCAGCCAAUACACAGAGCGUCGUGACGCUUGCUAUGCAGCUGCUAAGAAAUUGAAUCUGAAAAGUUUGCGAGACGCAACUAUUAAGGAUUUAGAUGUUUUGAAGGCACAGAAGGCAGACGAGGUACUAAUCAAAAGGGCGCGUCACGUGAUCACAGAGAUAAUCCGAACCCAAGCCGCUGCUCAGGCGUUGGAAGCAAGUGAUUUCGUUAAGUUCGGCCAUUUGAUGAACGAGAGUCAUGACUCUCUGCAAAAGGACUACGAGGUGUCGUCCAAGGAACUGGACUCCCUCGUCUCCGCAGCCAGAGAGAUAGACGGUGUUUUGGGUAGUAGGUUGACCGGAGCUGGCUUUGGGGGCUGCACCGUCACCCUGGUCAGAAAAGGAUCUGUGGAUGAGCUCAUCAAGAAUAUCAAGCAGAAAUACUCGGGCACCCCAACAUUUUACGUAGCGACGCCUGGCCCAGGAGCCAGAGAGAUGGGAAUUAACUAUUGCAAGUGCACCGACGAGCUUCAUUAACCGACAAUGAUUGUUGAUCUAGUAAAUUGCCAAAGAAUUAAUUAAUCUUGUGUUCUAUUUUAUUAGUCUCUCGAUGUGAUACGCUCAAAAUCAAAAUAAAUAUAUAUUUUUGCCGUAAAAA
Messenger RNA from Athalia rosae (coleseed sawfly), 1502 nucleotides. RefSeq names its product galactokinase-like. Bases 176 to 1381 code for a protein of 401 amino acids. Gene Ontology annotation, biological process: galactose metabolic process; carbohydrate phosphorylation. Gene Ontology annotation, molecular function: galactokinase activity; ATP binding. NCBI's taxonomy places the organism in Eukaryota, Metazoa, Arthropoda, Insecta, Hymenoptera, Athaliidae. The transcript is spliced from 7 exons. Gene Ontology annotation, cellular component: cytoplasm; cytosol. The record is from RefSeq and is a predicted model, not a curated record.